AUGAGCACCACACUUACCCCCAAUCAAGAAACGUUUACCAACCCUUUGGAACUACCCGAGACCAACAUCUUGGAGGAGCUGUUCAAUCGCCGUCCCUUUAAGAUCAAGCACAACCUGAACCACAACCCACUCCUCACGCUUCCCAAGCUGAUUGAAUUGUCGAAACAGCUCCCCGAGCAGCAGAUCGAGUGCAAGCUUGGCCGCGUCGACAUCAACCUGGGAAGCGGCAAAGCCCCCGACAAUGGACUGACGCCGGAAGAAACCAUCCAGCAGAUUCAGGACUGCCAGUCCUGGUUGUUGCUGAAGAACGUGGAGGUGAUCGAAGAGUACCGAGAACUGAUCGACUCUUGCUUGGAUCAGAUCGAAACCGCAUCACGUGGGUGUGCCUCUGGGAUGUACCUUCGUGAAGGCUUCAUCAUCGUAAGCUCGCCGGGGACUGUAACGCCCUAUCACCUCGAUCCUGAGAACAACUUCCUUCUUCAGAUUCGCGGUCCCAAGUAUGUUUCAAUGUGGGAUCCAACCGACCGCGUCGUUGCGUCGGAAGAAGCCGUCGAAGAAAUGUUCACUGCCGGCCAACGCUGCCUGGAAUACAAAGAAGCGUAUGCCGCGGUUGGAGAGCAGUUCGAACUACUGCCAGGCGAAGGGCUUCAUUUCCCAAUCGCCGCACCUCACUGGGUGAAGAACGGUCCGGAAAUAUCGGUCUCCUUGAGCAUCACCUUCCGGACAGAUUACUCGGCCCGCCGAGAGUCUCUUCACCGACUGAACCACAAGCUCAGAAAGAUGGGGCUCCGUCCCUCUUCGUUCGGUGUUUCGCCGUGGCGUGAUGCCGCGAAGUAUUCGUUCGUCCGUGGCAUUCGGGCACCCGUUGCCACGAGUACGCUUUCCCGCGGGUGGCUGCGCGACGCGACAUUCGACCUCAACCUGAUCGUUGUGGUGGCGAUUGUGGCCCUGCUCUCAGGGGUGGUCACCGUCAUCGAGCCCGAUCUUUUCGCAUGGGUUCUGUUCAUCGACGUGUGGUUUUUGGGCUAUCACCACGUUGCCUCGACGUUCACCCGACUAGCAUUCGAUGCAGAGAGUUUUCGCCAGCACCGGUUUCUGGUGGUGCAAUUGCCAAUUAUCGUGCUAGCCACCACGUUGGCGUUAACCAUGGCGGUGGGCUACUGGGUUCUGCCGACCGUGUAUCUGUAUUGGCAAUGGUUCCACUACACACGACAGAGCUACGGCAUCGAGCGGUGCUACCGCCGUAAAGCCGAUCCGAUGGCAAUGAUCGACGACUAUGCCACGACACGGGCGCUCUACCUCUUGCCACUGUUUGGAAUCUUUUACCGUUCGUACCAGACCCAACCGAACUUCCUGGGCAUGGACGUGAAGUACAUGCCCGUGGUUCCCGCGGUUUUGGCUCUAGUGGGUGCCGUGGCGAUUGUGGCGAUGGCGUAUUGCCUCUUCCGCCAGUUCCAGGCGUGGCGCGAAGGUCGGUUACCGCUGGCUCACACGAUGUACGUCACCACGCACCACAUCAUCUUUCUCACUGGCUACGUGCUGAUUGAAGACAUCACCACGGGCUGGUUGGUGCUGAAUGUGUGGCACAACGCCCAAUAUAUCCUGUUUGUGUGGUGGUUUAAUAACAAUCGAUUCGGGAACGAGGUGAAGCCCGACAAGCGGUUCAUCUCGACGCUGUGCCUGUCGAAGAACUUCGUAGGCUACAUCAUCGUUUGCCUGAUCAUCUCCACGGUGGCCUACAGUCUGAUGUAUCGCGCGGCGGUGCCGCUGACUUCGGCUACUGCUGUGCCGGUCGCGCUCGUGGUUCUGAUGGUGACAAACUUCCACCAUUACAUUGUCGACGGCGUCAUCUGGAAGAAACGCCGCACGCCGGCACCUCAGCCCAGCGGGAUCGAUGCGCUGGACGGCCUGCGAGGGAUCGCGAUUCUGCUGGUGUUAUUCCGACACGGAAUUCGUCCGUUUUACAACCCCAACUCGGCGGCACUGCCCAUCGGGGAUUGGGACUUAAUGACCCCCAUGACUAAUGGCUGGAUGGGGGUCGACCUGUUCUUCGUACUCAGUGGGUUUCUGGUCACCCAUCACAUCAUGCGGCGUUGGGGUGAUCGCUUUCGGUGGGGCGAUGUGAGCCAGUACUUCACGAAGCGAGUACUGAGAAUCGUUCCGGCCUACUUUGCAUUUCUAUUUAUCGUGGUCGCUGGCCUGAUUCCGAUGUACGAGAUCCCGCAGGAGAAUCUCUCGCGGCAAACGCUGCAUCACGUUUUAUUUCUUCAGGACUAUAUCCCGGGGAGGCUCGUAGUCGCCUUCUGGUCAUUGGGCGUGGAGGAGAAGUUCUACUUCCUAAUUCCUUUUCUGAUGGUCCCGAUCUUGCGGAUUCGCUCGACCCAGACAAGGUUGACGGCGAUUGCCGCACUGCUGUGCGUACCGAUCACGCUUCGAAUCAUCACCUACCUGCAGCAUGAAGGCUUUGCCUCGUACGCAGAGUUCUUCUGGACGCUUCGCAGUCCAUUCCACCUGGCCUGCGAUGCACUGCUGAUUGGCACGUUCUGCGCCCUGCUCUAUCAGCAUCGAGAGGAGUUCCCCUUGCUCGAAAGUGCCGCCUUCAACCGGGCACUGUUUUGGAGCGGGAUGCUGUGGGUGGGAUAUCUCCUGUGUGCUCGGCCGCUGACGAAUUCGCUGGAUUGGUUUCGCGCAACCUUGCUUUUCCCGGCGCUGGCCGUCGGAUUCGGGGCGAUCUUGCUCAGCCUGGCCCUGAAACCGGGCCGCUAUUCGCGUGUUUUCUGCUCGCCUGUGUUGUUCUUCUUCUCGAAGAUCUCGUACAGUCUGUAUCUUGUGCACAUGGUGUUUAUCGACAGCGUGUACCACGUGGCGACGUACAUCCCCGGCUUCGAAUCGCUGCCUCGGGGCGGGCAAUUUUUGAUCUAUAUGCCUAUCUACACUGGGGUUUCGAUCGCCGCUGCCCUGGCUUUGCACUACCUGGUCGAGAAGCCAUUCUUGCUGCUGAAGGACUACGAUCGCCGCCCGGUCACGACGUAUCGUGUCGAGCAGAGAGUCGAUGCAGUCUUGAACGGUCAACCUGCCAUUCUUCUCGUCACGAGGGCAGAAAUGCCACAGGGUACGAUCAAGAAGCUCGUAACGGACAAGGGUUUUGGCUUCAUCGAGGGCGAGAAGAAUGAGUUGUUCUUCCACCACUCCGAAGUUCAAGGCGUCACCUUCGAGGAGCUUCGCGAAGGUCAAACCGUUGAAUUCGAAGUUGGCCAAGGCCCCAAGGGUCCUCGUGCUAACUCGGUGCGACUCGUCGGCUAG
Molecule: messenger RNA, 3303 nt
Organism: Cladocopium goreaui
Lineage: Eukaryota; Dinophyceae; Suessiales; Symbiodiniaceae
Source: the annotation of a GenBank genome assembly